AUGGCUCCCCCCGCUGCUCUGGACAUGGACAAUGGCAUUGCCCCCAUUGCGCCGUUGACCGUCGAUGGUAUUGAAGCUCUGAGAGCCCGCAGCGCAAAGAUGCCUGCUGGUGUUGCGCCUGCGACUAGCAGUGAUAAGUUCAAGAGCCCUGCAUGCUUCACCAAACCCAAGGCAAAGAGAUGGGAUCACAUUCUGUCUCUCGAAGCGAAAUCGCGCAAGGUCUCGACUUUGAAAGGCGCUGCGGAAUAUCUAAAGAAUCCAGGCCUUAUCUCCUUGGGCGGUGGACUGCCAUCCCCGGAAUAUUUCCCAUUUGAAGAGCUUUCUAUCAAAGUCCCCAACCCCCCAGCCUUCUCUCCCGAAGCCACUCGCCAGUCUGGAAGCGUCUUGACUGCCGCGAAGAGCGAUAUUCGCGAUGGCAAAAGUCUAUAUGACCUUGAGAUUUCCCUUAAUUAUGGACAAGCGACUGGAUCAGCUCAAUUGCUGAGAUUCGUGACGGAGCAUACUGAGCUCAUCCAUAACCCUCCGUACUCCGAUUGGCAAUGUUGUCUCAACCCCGGUAGCACGUUCGCAUGGGAUACAACACUCAGACUCCUCUGCGAAAGAGGGGACUACAUUUUGAUGGAAGAAUAUACCUUCGCCAGUGCACAAGAGACCGCCCUUCCACAGGGAGUCAAUGUCGCGCCUGUGGGAAUGGACGAGGAAGGCCUGUGCCCGGAGGCGCUCGACGAAGUCCUAAGCAACUGGGACGAGGCUGCCCGAGGUGCACGCAAGCCCUUUGUGCUCUACACCAUUCCCACCGGACAGAAUCCCACCGGUGCCACCCAAUCUCUGGAAAGGCGCAAGGCUAUCUACAAAGUCGCGCAAAAGCACAAUAUCUACAUUGUGGAGGAUGAGCCAUACUAUUUCCUGCAGAUGCAGCCAUACACCGGCGCUGGCAGCGAGCCGGUUCCCCCCCCCGCCAACCACGAAGAGUUCUUAAAGUCUCUUGUCCCCUCUUAUCUGAGCCUCGAUGUGGACGGCCGUGUUCUUCGACUCGAAUCCUUCUCGAAGGUCCUCUCCCCCGGUGCGCGAGUCGGCUGGAUUAUCGGCUGCGAACAGAUCGUCGAGCGGUUCACCCGAAACUGCGAAGUCUCUUGUCAGAACCCUAGCGGUGUCUCUCAGAUCGUGUUCUUCAAGCUUCUUGACGAGCACUGGGGACACGCCGGGUACUUUGACUGGCUAAUUAACCUGCGCAUGCAGUACACAAACCGCAGAAACUCUCUCGUCCAGGCGUGCGAGAAGCAUCUUCCCAGAGAGAUUGCCAGCUGGGUCCCUCCUUCGGCCGGCAUGUUCCACUGGAUUCAGAUCAACUGGGAGAAGCACCCCGGACUUUCCUCUGGCAAGACCCGUGAAGCUAUCGAAGAAGAAGUCUUCCACGCCGCGGUGAAGAACGGCGUCCUUGUCUCCCGCGGCAGCUGGUUCAAGGCCAAGGGACUGGAUGAGAACAAGAUGUUCUUCCGUACCACGUUUGCGGCUGCCAGCUCGGAAAACAUCACCGAGGCGAUUAAGCGGUUCGGGGAUGCGCUGCGAACCGAGUUUGGUUUAUAA
Molecule: messenger RNA, 1587 nt
Organism: Aspergillus ochraceoroseus IBT 24754
Lineage: Eukaryota; Fungi; Ascomycota; Eurotiomycetes; Eurotiales; Aspergillaceae
Product: aminotransferase-like domain-containing protein
Exons: 8
Coding region: 1-1587 (528 amino acids)
Biological process (GO): aromatic amino acid catabolic process; L-tyrosine biosynthetic process
Molecular function (GO): pyridoxal phosphate binding; L-2-aminoadipate:2-oxoglutarate transaminase activity; aromatic-amino-acid:2-oxoglutarate transaminase activity
Source: RefSeq, a predicted model, not a curated record